AUGGCCAACAAACAUAUCACAGAAAACGCAUUGCUUGCUGUCAUUGGUGACGAGGUAAACAUCAUCAAUCAUCUAAUAAUAGUAAAAGAUACAACAACCAUUGCAUUCGACUACAGGGCUUGCGAUAAUCAUACCACGCCGACUUGA
Cavenderia fasciculata is the source of this 147-nucleotide messenger RNA. RefSeq lists its product as uncharacterized. The transcript has a single exon. Lineage: Eukaryota; Evosea; Eumycetozoa; Acytosteliales; Cavenderiaceae. Bases 1 to 147 code for a protein of 48 amino acids. The record is from RefSeq and is a predicted model, not a curated record.